AUGCAAUCGGGCAGCUACACAAAAUCCGGGAGCAUGCAGGAAGAGGAGCUCAUGAGUAAGUUUGUCAGUGAGGCUCACUUUAUCCUGCCUGCCAGCCUCCUGGUACUGCAGUGUGUCCCUGCUGUCUCUGGGCUGUGCUCCCAGGCAGCGGCUGCUGCUGCUGCUGCUAUCACCUCCACCCUCCUUGUUCUGGGGACCUACCAGAGGCAGCUGUGGGGUCCCCAGCAACGUCCCAGGGGCGGAGUCAACAAAUACCUCUCCAUCGCAGAGUCCAUGGAGGCCACUGAUGUCCUCAACCCUGCUCUAAAUUAUGGGAUCGUGGUGGAUUGUGGCAGCAGUGGCUCUCGGGUUUUCGUGUACUACUGGCCCCCCCACAAUGGGAACCCCCACACUCUGCUAGACAUCAGACAGAUGAAGGACCAUGACCGCAAACCGGUUGUCAAGAAGAUCAAACCUGGUAUCUCCACUCUGGCAAAGAUGCCCACGCAGGCCAGUGACUACCUCCAUCCUCUCCUCAGCUUCGCUGCUGCUCACGUUCCGAGGAGCAAACACAAAGAGACGCCGCUCUACAUCCUCUGUACUGCUGGCAUGAGGCUGCUGCCAGAGAGCCAGCAGGCGGCCAUCUUGGAGGACCUGGUCACUGAUGUUCCCCUGGAGUUUGACUUCCUAUUUUCCCACUCACAUACAGAGGUCAUCUCUGGGAAACAGGAAGGAGUAUAUGCGUGGAUUGGCAUUAACUUUGUGCUGGGCCGUUUUGAUCACGCUGACGAAGUGGACGCUACAGUCGAGGUGACAACAGGCUCUCAGAACCAGCAGCCGAUCAGCAGGCGGCGCACGGUGGGUAUGAUGGAUAUGGGUGGAGCUUCACUGCAGAUCGCCUAUGAGGUGCCCAGUGCCAUCACCUUUAACUCACCACAGGAGGAGGAGGCUGGGAAGAGUGUGCUGGCAGAGUUUAAUCUGGGCUGUGAUGUCGAGCACACGCAGCACGUGUACCGAGUCUAUGUCACCACCUUCCUGGGCUUCGGAGGAAACAUGGCCAGGCAGCGCUACGAGGACCAGCUUGUCAACGACACACUCGCCAAGAACAGGCUUCUAAGCACACAGACAGGCCUGAGUGAAGACAAACCGUACCUGGACCCCUGUCUGCCGCUCGGCCUGUCAGACACAGUUGUGAGGGACAACCAGACCUUGUACCUGAGGGGUCUGGGUGAGUGGACCCGAUGCCAGGAGGCUGUACGGCCCUUCCUGGGCCUCCACAAUGGCACCAUGUCACCAGGGGGCGUCUACCAGGCUCCCAUCAACUUCAGUAACAGCGAGUUCUAUGGCUUCUCAGAGUUUUAUUACUGUAUGGAGGACGUGCUGAGGAUGGGAGGACUUUACCACGGCGAGAAAUACUCCCGAGCUGCUACAGACUACUGCUCUACCAAGUGGUCAAAACUGAAACAGCGUCUGGACAACCAGCUUUUCUCUCAGCAGGCCGACAUCAACAGACUCAAGUAUCAGUGCUUCAAGUCGGCCUGGAUGUUCGAGGUGCUGCACUCUGGUUUCCGUUUCCCCACCGAUUACGCUAGUCUGAAAACAGCCCAGCUGGUUUAUGACAAAGAGGUCCAGUGGACUCUGGGAGCCAUCCUGUUCAAAACCCGCUUCCUGCCUCUCAGGGACCUGCAGCAGGAAACACUGCGGCAGAGCCACCCCAGCUGGCUGCGCUCCUCCUUUGUCUACAACCACCACCUGUUCUCGCUCUGCAUCCUGGUCGUAGUGCUGGCCAUCCUGCUCUACAUCCUGCGCCUGCGGAGGAUCCACCAGCGGGAGCAGAGGCAGGCCGAGGCCCUGAACCUUCUCUGGGCCGAGGAGGGAGAGGCCCUCCUCCCCUGAGAAAUCUGUCUGUGAUGGUAGGCUCCAGACCGAUAACCUGCACAUCUGAUUUACUGUAACCAUGAAGCCAAAAUAAGGAACAUGAGUAUGGAGGACUCAAACUUUUAUAGUGUGGAAAAACAUCACAGCACAGAAACGUUUUAAUGAGUCUGGAAAUCGGACUCUUGUGAACAUUCUUUGAUCAUGUAGUUUUAAAAACAGAGCCCGUCUCAGACCGGCGCCGUGUUCACUUUCUUCUCCUCAACACAAUUUUGGAUGAAAAGAAUCACCUCUGCAUCACAGGAUCAAACCACUCUUUGUUUUUGCUGCUCAGAUCUAGUUUCAAGGUAGUGUGGACAGUUAAUUCUGAUUCAUUGUCACAGUUAACCUCUUCACUGCUCAGCGAGAACGCACAGGAAUAUGGGCAGCAUCCUUACCUGAAAGCCUAUGGGGCAGAAAAAGCAGUGACCCUAUUAGGAUUAAUAUCUUUGCAAUAUAUAUUUAUACAUAAUCGUAAUACAACUGUGGUCAGCCUCAGCUGUAACAUUAAGGCUAACAUGCUAGUAUUCACUGUCACACAGAGACUCACUUCACAUUGUAUGACAACACAUGACAGUUAGACUGAAUAACAGACUUUAAUAUGAGGCAUCUAGAUUUGUUCACAUCAUUUCAGUCAGGACUCUCAUGUCAGAGUUUGAACCACUGAACAUGCAUCUUAGUUUGGUGGGGUGGCUGUGCUCAUGUGAAGCUCAAACAAGCUUGGCACAGACUAUCCCUGAGCUCUCGGUGUUUAAGGAGCAUGAACGCAUGUUGAAAACAUUCAGAAUAUAUGGUAAACUAAAUGCUAAUACAGGAGGAGGCUGGGGAGCUGGAGGGAGUUAUGAAGCAUUUCAUUUAAAAUGAAGACAUAGAUGUCAACAUAAACCCUGUUUACAAGUCACACACCGACUCCAGUAUCACAUGAACGAAUUACAUGGUAAAUAUUAGCAUGCUCAUGUUAGCAUGUUAGCUUGAUGAUAUGACUGAAACAGUAGUAAUUCAGAUUAAGUACAGUUGUGUAUCUCUUUCUUGUGCAUUUUACUCCAUUUGUGUGUUGCCUUCUCUCUCACAUCCUGGUGAACAGUAACACGUUUAAACAUUCCUACCUGCAAAGGCGAUGAAGCUGUUGUUUGGGUGGGAAUGGAUGUUGGCUUCACCCUCAGUCCUAGAGAUGAAACAGCACACCCUGCUCUUCCCAUCUAACAGUUGAACUGUUCACACCCUCAAAACUAAUUUAGCAUUGCACUUCAGUGUGAGGUGAUAUCGCGGUGGGCUCUCAUCCUGAGUGCAGAAACACUUUCCUGCCAUUGGAGAUAGUGUUUCAUCUGCACCUCUCCAGGCUCCGAUCGGAUGACUGCCUCGAAAUCAUGAUGAUGAUGAUGUCAUCCGCACAGCUCCGGCCGAAGAUUGUGCUUUGAUACUUGAAUGCCACUGUUGUCCUGCCAAGACCCCGUCCAGCACAGAUUCUUAUCAGAGCCAGGACUGAGCCAAGAGGCCUUUCAGCUGAAAUAAGUGGAGAGAUCUGCUUAGUGUUUGGAUGAAUGUGCUGAAGGCAAAGACCCCAGAGGUCAGAUUUAAGCAGAUGUCAUCUGAUUUCUCAGUGCAAUAACUCCACGAAAGGGAAAACUUGUCUUAUCCCACGGACCAAGUUGGAUGCUGUGGCCUGGCAGAAAAACAUUUCACUAUGUGUUAAAUAUUUAAUAGGUUUUCAAGGAGAACUUUUUUAAGGUCACUGCUGAGGAAACAAGCUUCACCGUGAGGAAAAGGGUCUGGUUUGUCCAGCUACUGCUGUAUCUCAUAGCUGUAAAUGAAGCCUGUUUGGCUUUGGCAUCGUGUUAUGUGCUGAUACAGCUGUGCAACGACCAUGACGAUGUAAAUACGUCAGAGUGAAGAUGCCUGCUGACACUUCCUCAGAAGUUCUGCCAUGUGUCGAUCCCACAGUGGGAGGUUUUAUGUCCAGAAUUAUGACUUCUAAUUAAUGUUAUUGAUUCUAAUCAAGGUGUGGGGCAUGACUCAUCACAUUCAGCGAUGAUGACCCCGGUGUUUUUGUAACUUGUAUUGUGAUGCUAAUGUGCUAAAGGAGGAAACAGUUUCUCAGUUUUAAAAUGUGAUUUCAGUUAUGUUUCACGUUCCUGUUCUCCUUUCUUUUCUGUUCGUCCUGACACAGAUGAGUCUUGACGCUUCCUUGUCAAACUGUCAGUGUGAAUUUGUAACCUUCGUCUCCACAUCUCUACUUCAAAAGUGCUCUGCUACUGACCCUGUAAGCUGCUGACAACAGCCAACCAUGAAAUUUUAGUAUCAUUUCAGGCUUUAUUUUGGAUUCCACCAGUUACUCUACAGUUGAUCUGAAACUUAAAAUUGCUUCAUCCCACUGUGGAUUUUAGAACUUCUGCUGCUCUUCUGAUGUUUCCACUCCUGGCGAGGGACCAGUACAGGGUAUUGUGCAAUGCUGAUCUGUAAUUUCACUGAAGGGGACACUGACUUUGAUGUUUUUAAUGUAGGUACCUUUAAUAUCAACAUGAAUAGAAAGAGUUUCAAUCCAACACAGGACCAUUUUGUAAUAAAAUCAGUUCUGACUCAU
Monopterus albus (swamp eel) is the source of this 4474-nucleotide messenger RNA. RefSeq names its product ectonucleoside triphosphate diphosphohydrolase 7-like. NCBI's taxonomy places the organism in Eukaryota, Metazoa, Chordata, Actinopteri, Synbranchiformes, Synbranchidae. Gene Ontology annotation, molecular function: ribonucleoside triphosphate phosphatase activity; GDP phosphatase activity; UDP phosphatase activity. The record is from RefSeq and is a predicted model, not a curated record. The transcript has 13 exons. Bases 1 to 1875 code for a protein of 624 amino acids. Gene Ontology annotation, biological process: CTP metabolic process; UDP catabolic process. Gene Ontology annotation, cellular component: Golgi apparatus; membrane.